Messenger RNA from Komagataella phaffii GS115, 1959 nucleotides. RefSeq lists its product as uncharacterized. The transcript has a single exon. The coding region runs from base 1 to 1959 and encodes 652 amino acids. Lineage: Eukaryota; Fungi; Ascomycota; Pichiomycetes; Pichiales; Pichiaceae. The record is from RefSeq and is a predicted model, not a curated record.
AUGUUCAAAGAAACGUCAAAGAACUUGUUUGGUUCGAUAAAUACCUUCAAUACGGUGGAGUAUGUCAUGUAUAUGAUGCUACUACUGACUGCGUAUUUUUUGAACCACCUGUUGCAUAGUUUGGAUAACAUCAAUCAUUUGGUUGAGUCUGAUGUUAAUUAUCAACUACUUCAAAGGGUAACAAAUAAAGUCAAGCUUUUUGAUGAGGAAGCAGUCUUGCCCUUUGCUAAGAAUCUCAAUAGAAGAACUGAACGCUUUGAUCCAAGGUUGCCUGUAGCUGCAUACCUUCGAAGCCUUCAAGAUCAGUAUUCGGAGCUUCCACAAGGUACCGACCUGAAUGAUAUUCCGCCCCUGGAGGUUUCUUUCCACUGGGAUGACUGGUUAAGUUUGGGAAUUGCAUCAACCUUUUGGGACGCCUUCGACAAUUACAACAAGAGACAAGGAGAAAAUGCAAUUUCUUACGAGCAGCUCCAAGCAAUACUUGUUAAUGAUUUGGAAGAUUUUUCUCCCUACACCGCACAUAUUCUUCACAGUAACGUGGAAGUCUACAAAUACAGAACGAUUCCUCAAAAGAUCGUCUAUAUGUCAAACAAGGGCUAUUUUGAACUCUUGGUAACCGAAAAGGAAAAACUAUCCAAUGAGGGUCUCUGGAGCAUUUUCCAUCAGAAACAAGGUGGACUUAACGAAUUCAGUAGUCUCAAUCUCAUAGAGGAGGUUGAUGCGUUGGAUGAAAUCUAUGAUUCCAAAGGGUUGCCUGCUUGGGAUCCUCCCUUCCCUGAGGAACUUGAUGCUUCAGAUGAAGAUUUCAAGUUCAAUGCCACAGAAGAACUGGCAAAGGUAGAGCAAAUCAAAGAACCAAAGCUGGAAGACAUAUUCUAUCAGGAAGGACUGCAACACGGGAUUCAAACAUUGCCUUCAGAUGCAAGUGUUUAUUUUCCUGUGAAUUACGUUGAAAACGACCCUGGAUUACAGUCCCAUCACUUACACUUCCCAUUUUUCAGUGGAAUGGUCUUACCAAGAGAAAUCCAUUCUUCAGUGCAUCACAUGAAUAAGGCGUUUUUCUUGUUUGCAAGACAGCACGGUUAUGUUGUUUGGUUCUUUUAUGGUAACUUAAUUGGAUGGUAUUACAAUGGAAAUAACCACCCUUGGGAUUCGGACAUCGAUGCCAUAAUGCCCAUGGCGGAGAUGGCAAGAAUGGCUCAUCACCAUAACAACACACUAAUAAUAGAGAACCCCCACGAUGGAUAUGGAACCUAUUUACUGACUAUUUCUCCUUGGUUCACGAAGAAGACAAGAGGUGGUAACCAUAUUGAUGGUCGUUUUGUGGACGUUAAGAGGGGUACCUACAUCGACCUCAGUGCAAUUUCAGCUAUGCACGGAAUAUAUCCUGACUGGGUUAGAGAUGGUGUGAAAGAAAACCCUAAGAAUCUGGCUCUGGCCGACAAGAACGGUAAUUGGUACCUUACUAGAGAUAUUCUCCCAUUGAGGAGAACAAUAUUCGAAGGUUCUCGAUCCUACACCGUUAAAGACAUUGAAGAUACCCUGCUUAGAAACUAUGGAGAUAAAGUACUGAUAAACACAGAACUGGCAGACCAUGAAUGGCAUGAUGACUGGAAAAUGUGGGUACAAAAAAAGAAAUACUGCACUUAUGAGGAAUUUGAAGAUUACCUGAGUGCUCAUGGAGGGGUUGAAUACGACGAAGAUGGAGUAUUGACCUUGGAAGGAGCUUGUGGAUUUGAAGAAGUCCGACAAGAUUGGAUCAUUACCCGUGAAAGUGUAAAUCUUCAUAUGAAGGAAUGGGAAGCUAUCCAGAGGAACGAAUCAACCACAGAGUAUACUGCUAAGGAUCUUCCUCGUUACAGGCCAGAUUCCUUCAAAAAUCUAUUGGAUGGAGUUUCCAAUCAUGGAAAUGGAAAUGUUGGUAAGAUAGAGCAUGUCAAACUUGAACACAACGACUAG